GUGCAAUAUAAUUAUCUCUCCAUCCACACGUGCAUAAAUCCAUAAAUCCAUCCUUAGCACGCAGCGAGGCAGCUCUCUCUCUCUCUCUCUCUCUCUCUACACGCACGUACGCACAUUCAUGCUUACUCACUUCACACUACUAACGGUCUCUUGCUCCUUCGUACUCAUCAUUCUCUCCCUCCACCCACUUCCACCCUCCAUCCCAUCCCAUCCCAUCCCAUCUUCAUCUCCUGAAUCAAUCAACAAAUCAACCAAUCCCUUUUAUAUCAACGCUCUCCAGAUUCCAUCCCGUCCGACCGACACUUAUUCCUGAGAUCUUCUUCAUCGUCAACGUCGUCCGCAUCAAUCCCCCAAAAGCCAAAAGCCAAAAAAAAAUAUAAAAAUAAAAUAUUCCAACGGUCGUUUUCGAUGAUUUACAUUCUCUUGUGUUGAUUUCCUAUCUCUCUCGUACUUUUUUUUUUCUUCAUUCCUUCUUGUUUCUCAACAUCACCCAGACAUUCGUUUCCUUUCCUGCUUGCGGCCUUUUCCUACAUACAACAACCUUCAUUCCAGCAUCGCCCGUCUUAUUUUCCCUCGCAACCCUCUCCCCUCUCCCCUCGACACACCCAACACCGGACGAAACAGGAGAAUUAUUGGCCUGUCCGCUUUCUCUCCUUCCCUUCCUCGACGCCCGAUCGAAAACAAACAUCAACAGAGAGGAAAAUUCAAUCCAGUCAUCAUCAGAUUUUCCAACCUCUUUCUUUUUGAAUCAUUCCAUCACACACGUUAAAACGCUGCACCGUACCACAACACCAUCUUUUCGCAAUUUAACAUCGGUCGUCGAUUCACGCUCGUUCAUUUCGACACAGCAGACUCUUCUCCGGUGGAUUUGUUGUCUCACUCUCGCUGGCCAUCAUCCAGAGACCGACGAACGAUCCAACAUACGGGCUGUCGAAACCCAACCUGAUACAUCCAUCACACGACACGAACCGUAUCUCACCAUCGACCCUACCUCAUCGAUACCGACAUCGCCAUCGCGACAGAUCGACCGACUGAUUGAUUUCCAUCAACAUCUCACGGAAUACAUACUAUUCAUUCGUUCAUCAUGAAGUCGAUAUCUACUCUCGCUUUUAUCGCUGCUGCCGCCUUGGUUGGCAAUGCAAUCGCUGCACCAUCUCCUGACCUCAUCCCUCGACAAUAUAAAACCCUAACAUAUAAAGGAUGUUUCUCAUCGGGCGAUGGAUUGACCAAAAAUUCAUCAUAUACAUACAACUCUAAAGGAUAUUGUCAAACCCAAUGUGUACCGGCCGAUUACGCCGUUCAAGCAACAUACAACAGCAACGAAUGUUGGUGUGGUGAUGAUCUCCCUCCAGCAGAUGAUCUCGUCGAUGAUUCGAAAUGUGAUAGUCCUUGUGCUGGUAUUGACACGGAAAUGUGUGGUGGUACGAAACUGUAUUGGUCUGUUUAUCUCACGGGCACUGAAAGUUCCGCACCAAAUUACGAUCCAUCUUCCGCUUCCGCUUCCGCUUCAUCAUCAUCAUCAGUUGCUGCUACUCAAACCACAUCCAUCGUACCAUCUGUCGUCACAGUAGGAGGUCAAACCGUUACCGUUCAAGCAUCCAACGCAGCAGCAGCAUCAAGUUCAGCUUCCGCAUUGGCUGAAAAGAAAUCAUCCGGCCCAAACAAAGCUGGCAUCGUCGCAGGCGUCGUUGUCGGUGUAGUGGUUGCUGCUGCUAUCGCUGGUGGUAUCUUUAUAUUUAUGCGAAACAAAAAGAGACGCGAAGUCGAAGAGGAAUAUAGAAGAAAUGCUGCAGUCAAUAACUUUGUCACUGGUGGUAAAUCACCUAUCAGUAGCAGUAGUGGAGGAGCUUCUUUCACCGAUACCCGACUUGAUCCUACUCUCGCAAACAGAAGAAUGAGUGAUGGUAGCAUCGCUGACAAUCAAGAUUACUCAAGGAGAAUCCUCAAGGUUACCAACGCAUGAGUAUAGCUACAUUACACACAUUGCAAUCAAUGUGACGAACGACGAGUUUUCAAUGUUAUUUAGCUCAAUUUCAAUCCUUUUCGGCGUUUUCGGUCCUUGACUCCCUUUCUUUUAUUAUUCUGUGACUACACCACACAUGGUCGUUCUGCUUUGGGUAUCAGUCCCUGUUUUAUAAGGGUUCAUGGUGUUUUAUGUGUAUAGGCGUGGGGUAGAAUGAGCAUAUGAAGAACAUACUCUUUCGCCAAAUUAGGAGGAUUGAAUUUUCCAAAUAGGCAUCAAUUCUACGAUACACUUUCAAACAUUUAAUCAAUGUUAUUGAAAAAAAAAAAUCAAAAAUCCACACCGUCCUGUCCUUUCAACAAAUUUUUUUUUUUUUCGCCUCUUCGACUUUUUAAAAAAAAAACAACUGCGGUUUUGAUCUUUUAUCUCCUUUUCAAUGUUCUUUUUCCUUUCCUGGUUUAUGCGAGAUUCAUACAAUAUACCCCACCUUACGUACUUCGCACUACACAAUACACAAACGCAUAGCACUAAAACUGAACUCCUUGUAUUUUUGGGGGCGGGUCUAUGUGAGGUAGACAGAUUGAGAAGAUAGGAUGGAGAGGGAAGGAAGGAUUGGUGUUGGUGUUAGAUGGAUGGUUAAUUUAUGGAUUUGUGGUGAAAUAUUUGAGAAGUAGAUGGGAGGGAGAUUGGAGGGAGAUUGAAGGGAAGGAAGUGGUGGGAAAGGAAAGGAUAUGGGAAAGAGGUAUAGAUGGUUUUACUGCAAAGUUGGGGACUGGGAUUGGUUAGUGGUUGAGUGGAUAAUAAAAGGGUGGAUCAAUGGAUGGGAGAGUCUUGAAGGAAUUGACAGGUGUAAUAAUGAUAGUGAUGGUGAUGGUAGUAAAGAGGAGAGAGAGAAUUGGAGAAAGAAGAGAGCAGCAAGAGUGAGUAGAGUAGUGAGUGAAUGAUGGAAGCAAGUAGGAAAUAGGAAGUACCUAGGUAGUGGAGUAGUAUA
Messenger RNA from Botrytis cinerea B05.10, 2954 nucleotides. RefSeq lists its product as hypothetical. Gene Ontology annotation, cellular component: plasma membrane. The transcript has 3 exons. The record is from RefSeq and is a predicted model, not a curated record. Lineage: Eukaryota; Fungi; Ascomycota; Leotiomycetes; Helotiales; Sclerotiniaceae. The coding region runs from base 1085 to 1963 and encodes 292 amino acids.